AACAGUCGGCAUCGGUUUAAUAACAGUAUAUUUAGUGAGAUUUUAUGUAAAAGUGUUUUCUCAACCCCGGGGUCCGUUCCCACUUCCAAUUAUUGGCAAUGCUUUGCUGUUCAGAAAUACAACAGAAACUCAAUUCGUAAUAAUGAAUGAAUUGCACAAAACGUAUGGACCGGUGUAUACAAUAUGGUUGGGUUGGACACCAAUUGUGGUCAUAUCGGGAAUGAAUUUAAUUAAAACCGCAUUUAAUUCAAAAAACAAUGAAUUGAUGGGAAGACCGAAAAAUAGCAUCACUGAAACACUGUUACAGUCGGGCAGUGACGUCGCCUUCACAAAUCACGGACCCGUUUGGGCCAGUCUUAGACGUGUCGCACACUCGGCGGUCAGAAAACUAGCCAUAAGUGAGAAGUUGUCUGAUUUAGUGGACGAUGUCGUCAGCGAAACCACUGAUACCAUGAUUAAGACACACCCAAUUGGGACACCAUUUAAUCCCAAGAGUUUUAUUUAUGCCAAUGUAUUCAAUAUAAUCGCUUCGUCCGCUUUUGGCAAACGAUACAAGUUUGGAGACAAAGAGCUCAAGUAUUUAGAGCAAAGUUUUGAGGACUUUAGAACCAACACCAAUGAUCUGGUGAUUUGCGAUCGCAUACCUGUCCUCAAAAAGUUGCCAAAAUAUGCCAACAUUUUACGAAAAACAUUACAAACUUUAAAGGGUUUGUCAGGAUUUGUGAGACAACAAUAUAUGGAUCACUUGGAGACCCAUUCCUCGGGUGUCGUCAAUGACUUCUGUGACGCUCUCAUUGAGGCUAAAGAGGAGUCCAUUCAGGAGGCGAAGGAAAGCGCCGCCGCUUUGAUUGAUACUAACCUUUCACUCGUUAUUGUGAAUAUAUUUAUAGCCGGUUCGGACACUACUCAAUAUACUUUGCGAUGGAUUCUACUAUUGAUGGCAAACAACACUGAAAUGCAGAUUCAGAUGAGGGAUGAGAUCGAGUCUGUGAUCGGCGAUAGAGUGGCCACUAAUGAAGACAGAAAUGAAUGCCAUUUUGUUAACGCUUUCAUCGCUGAAGUAUUACGUUAUAGAAAUGUUACCCCAUUAGGUCUGCCACAUGUGGCCAUGUCUGAUAUGCAACUUGAUAAAUAUCACAUAAAAGAGGGAGCAUUUGUUUUUGGUAAUCUAAUAUCGGUAAAUCGUGAUCCAAUCCUAUGGCCAAAUCCCGAAGUGUUUGAUCCCAAGAGGUUCCUCACAAGUGAUGGUAAAUUUGUGUCAAACAUCCCGGGCUUUCAUCCCUUCGGAAUCGGACGGCGCGUAUGUAUUGGCGAAAAGCUGGCGCUCGCGGACCUGUUCUUCAUAACAGUGCGUCUCUUGAAGUCGACCAAUGAGUGUGUGUUUGCGUUACCGACGGGCGACGGAUCCGCGGACUUACAGCCCGACCCCAACAUACUAUUGCUGAGUAGUCCUAAGCCCUACGAAAUAAUGCUUAAAAUAAGAUAAUUUUUACAAUGUAU
Molecule: messenger RNA, 1500 nt
Organism: Medioppia subpectinata
Lineage: Eukaryota; Metazoa; Arthropoda; Arachnida; Sarcoptiformes; Oppiidae
Source: the annotation of a GenBank genome assembly